CGACACGCCCCACAGACCAGACGUGUUGUAGUUCAACCGCCAGCGUGUCGAUUUAGCGAUAUUUUAAAUAAUAUAUUACAUUUUGUGACGGCUUUUCGUGACACCGUUUGUUUCCCCGGGAAAAGUUGAGUCUGGACUAAAACAAGACAAUGACCAAAAGAAAAUCGAAGAGGACAGCAGAGUUCAAACCCCCUAAGAGAGCACAGCCCAGUACAAAACGUCAGAAAAGCACUGAAGAAACAAACCAGUCUGAUGAUGAAAAUCAGUCUCUGACACCAGAAUCAUGCUCAGACAAGCUGGAUGAACUUCAGCCUGGACAGAGCACAUUACAAGUCACUCCGACAACAGAAUUCCCUGUAGACCCUUGUUGUUCCCUGGAAGAAAAAACAAGUCAUGCUAUUAAUGCAGAGGAUGGAAAUGCAACAGAUCCACCUGAGGUCCCUCAUGAGAUUGAACAAAAUGUAGCGAACAUAGUGCAAACCCCAGAACUUGACAACAGCGACAAAUACACUCUGAAUAUGGAAGUUUCUAACAUAGAUCAGCCUAACGUAGAGCUAGAUGAUGAACAAAGUGAAAUCACAAACAACUCAAACUAUGAAUCUCAUGAGACCUCAGAUGACCAGAUAGGAAUUCAGAUGCCUGAGGAGGCAGGUUCUCCAGAUCCUCUAGUAAAGAGGAGAGUAAGAAAGAGGAUGGGAAUGUGCUGGCUUGGAGAAAGGAAGAACAUGCUGAAGGGACAGCCAACUGGGAGCAAUGAGUUUGGAGGAGGACAGGAGAACGAGGCGGGGCAAUUUACUAAUGAGGAACCGGUCAUGAUGAGUGACAGUGGGGAAAAGGAUCUCUUCGUUUGUCUUGAAGAAGAGGGAGGCACUGAGUGUGAGGUUUCACCGCCCUUUAUUCCAACCUCUUGCCCAAUGGAAGAUGUACCUGUACAGGUGGAACAGGAGCAGCCUGAUAUGCAGUAUGAGAAGAAAUUUCAGAUAUUAGUGGAAUGCAUGUCAAUUACUCAUGAAUCUGACAAUACAAUCCCAUCCCAUGCUAAUGCUGAUGAUCUACACCCUCCUGAGCAAAAUGAAAUCAAAUGCAUGGAGCAAAAUGAAAGCAACAUUAGAAAAACCAAUGAAGCCUCAGCAUCUGAGGUUGCUAACCAUUUUGAAGAAGAACUCACAGUGCAAAGCAAUGAGACUGAGCAGUGCUGUCCGUGUGAAUGUGGUUUGAACACCUCUAUCGUUGACCACACCAUUGAACAGUCUGUGCAGGGCAUGGAUAUCACAGCCGAUGAAACAAUCGGUUCACUUCCUGUAGUCUAUAAGACAGAAGACAACUAUGAGUCUUUGGACAUUACUCUAGUUUCCACCAAAGUCACAGCUGAAAACACGGCAGACUGUGGAGACAACAGCGUGCUGAGUUUGUCCUUACCUGCAGCUCCACCGGGUGCUGAAAAUGAAGAUGUGCAUUCGUUCACAGAGCAUGAGAAUUUACCAAGUGACUCUUAUGAGCCUCAUCUGAGUCCUGUUGCUGAACCGGAUCCCUCCAGCCCCUUAUCCGUGGACUCAGUGACAGAUUCACAGCUUAACAACAUUGCUCAGAGUUUGGAGGAACUUCCAAUCCCAGAAGCCUCCUCUGAUCUGGAAGAUGCUACAGAGCUUGUAAGCAGUUUGAUCAGAGAUAUCGCCUGUCUGAAUAAGUUAGUGAUUGAUGCACGCAGGAAAAUUGGAUUUGGGCAACAAGGCAGACAACCUCCACGACCACAGCUCCACACUCAGAAAUAUAGGCACAACACUAACAGAUUCUAAAGAUUUUAGAAAUCAGGAUAUUGUGGACCAAAAUAAAUAAAUAAAUGAAUAAAAGAGCACUGGAUAAUUUGCACAAACCAGUUCAAACUGAUUCGGCUGUGGUUACGGUUUGCCAGCAGCCACUUGUUCACAACUGUUCAUUUACACUUUUUUGAGGGUUGUGCCUAAGAGCAAAAACUCAGCAUGCAGAGUUGUUCGGUUUUAGUAAACCCAAGUUAACUCUUUACCCAAUAGGUUCAAGCUAAGAAGUUAACAUUGUAAUUCUGUCAAUUACAAGAUGUGAUCCCUAGACCGAAGGGUCACAACCCAUCUUCAGUUCCAACCAUAAAUGUGCAAAUUCCAGUUGAAAACACAUUUUGCAUAAAUUACUUUUUCUGCUAGUUGUUGCUGUGUGUUUGAUUGUGUGAAAUCAUGUUUUGCAUGUUCAAACUAAACCAAUUUCACUUAC
Messenger RNA from Labeo rohita (rohu), 2244 nucleotides. RefSeq lists its product as uncharacterized. The coding region runs from base 150 to 1796 and encodes 548 amino acids. NCBI's taxonomy places the organism in Eukaryota, Metazoa, Chordata, Actinopteri, Cypriniformes, Cyprinidae. The transcript has 7 exons. The record is from RefSeq and is a predicted model, not a curated record.